Molecule: messenger RNA, 2466 nt
Organism: Clarias gariepinus (North African catfish)
Lineage: Eukaryota; Metazoa; Chordata; Actinopteri; Siluriformes; Clariidae
Gene: sgms1b
Product: sphingomyelin synthase 1b
Exons: 6
Coding region: 564-1604 (346 amino acids)
Biological process (GO): sphingomyelin biosynthetic process; ceramide biosynthetic process
Cellular component (GO): endoplasmic reticulum membrane; Golgi membrane
Molecular function (GO): ceramide cholinephosphotransferase activity; sphingomyelin synthase activity
Source: RefSeq, a predicted model, not a curated record
GAAGGACUCUCCCUCUCUACAUAGCGGUUUGGAACAGAUAAAUAACCCCGCCCCCUCUGGCAACAGCUUCACUCCUGCCAGAGCGAGGAAUCUUGGGACGCGUCCAAAACCGCAUACUACUGCACUAAAGAGUGUUUACGUAAACGGUGCUCGGAAACUGCGUUCCGUUAACGGUGUAUUCCCGUGACCUGAGCAUUCGGAGAUGACACCGGAAAGGAAGACGACGAAGAAGCAGUAACAACAACCCCAGCUCCCUCCUUGCAAGACAUUUUUAAAGUUAAAGAGCAGGAUUGGGGCAGACAUGUUCUCCGCCGAGGCGCACUGAAGCCAGGGGAAGGGAGGGAAUCACAGCCUGGCAGAACAGUGGAGUAGGAGAUGACAUCUACUUGACAUCCAGACAUCCCAAACUUUUUUUUUUUCCCCCUACAGCUGUUUCCAGCCCUCUUACAUCUGCAUGAUGAGCAUCGCUGGAGAAACACUGCGCAUCCCUUAGCGCUCUGCACUGGUCCCUUCAUUUUGCUCUACAGGUCGCUGGGGGGGGGGGCGGGGGGCAGGGGGCAGACAUGAAGAAAACAGCGCAGUGGCCCAAGGACGAGGUCGCAAUCGACCCGAGCAUGGAGACUCACUUGAACGGCCACGCUAACGGCCAUGCCGCCGGCGACGGGAGUAAGUCCAUGCGCAACGGCCUGGUCAACGGUUUCCAUAAGGAAGUGGUGCGGAUUCAAAUCCCCGGGCCACCCAGCUCUUCAUUUCCCACCGAGUGGGGCAAAACUGCCAUGGCCUUGUUAUAUGCCAUCUGCUGCUUCAUUUUAACCACUGUAAUGAUCUCGGUAGUCCAUGAACGUGUACCUCCCAAGGAGGUCAGCCCUCCGCUGCCGGAUAAGUUCUUUGACUUUUUUGACCGUGUGGAGUGGGCUUUUACUGUGUGCGAGAUUAAUGGGAUGAUUCUGGUGAUUUUAUGGAUCUUACAGUGGAGUCUCUUGAAACACAAGUCCAUUGUUGGGAGGCGGUUCCUUUUCAUUGUAGGGACACUGUACCUGUACCGAUGUAUCACCAUGUACAUCACUACUCUGCCUGUUCCAGGAAUGCACUUUAAGUGUUCACCUAAGCUGCACGGAGAUUGGCAGUCCCAGAUGUGGCGGGUGAUGAAGAUGCUCGCCGGCGGAGGUUUAACCAUCACCGGCUCUCAUCACAUGUGCGGGGACUACCUCUACAGCGGCCACACGGUCAUGCUGACCCUCACCUAUCUCUUCAUUAAAGAGUACUCUCCUAGACGCUUCUGGUACUACCACUGGGCGUGUGGGACGCUCUGUGGCGUGGGCUUGUUCUGCAUCCUGCUCGCUCAUGAUCACUACACCAUAGACGUAGUCAUUGCCUACUACAUCACCACUCGCCUCUUCUGGUGGUACCACACCAUGGCCAACCAGUCGGAACUCAAGGCAGCGUCUCAGAGCAACUUCCUGUCCCGCGUCUGGUGGUACCAGGUCUUCCAGUAUCUGGAGCGGAACGUGCAAGGUGUCGUCCCUCGCAGCUACCACAUCCCGUUCUCGUGGCGAUCGAUACAGUGGGGCACUGUGAAGUACACCAGGAUCGACUCGGACUGAUUGUAAAAAAACAAAAAAACUCAAUCCGAAGAGCAAGACUCUGAAAGACUUGCCUUAAGUGCCAGGUCAUGUGACAAACCAAGCCAAUCCCUUUACCGCUCGGCCACGAGACGUCCCGGUCCACCAGUCUGUCUGAACUAUCGUCAUCCGAAGCAUUUCAUUCCUCAGCCACUACAGGCAUUCCCUCCGCAUUUCAGCCCUGAUGCGCUGAUGGGAUGCGAGGUGUGUGUAGUAUGAAUAAUGAAUGCCUUCAUCACUUAGCACCUGCCAAAAAUGGUCACUUUUUUUUUUUUUUUUUUUUUGGCGACGUGACCGUUAACAAAACCGCUAAUUCAGUAGACGUUUUGCGUCCGUGCGUUACUUGAACAUGGAGUAAAGUGAACAAGUUACAGACAUUUCCGUCCGCUUUCAGACUGAGCCAGUUUACCAUGUUUAACGACUGACCUACAUGACAGAGUGGAAUCUAAAGUUUGCCCCAACCAGCGGGUUGUUAUUAUUAUUAUUAUUAUUUUAUUUUAUUUUUUCUUCCAGACUGUUCGCUUUACCCACGCACCCAAGCGUAGAAGUGUCCCUUUAACUGAAAAUCCUGCAGUUUGUUAUAUAUUUUUCCCCAGAAAAAAACGACUCGCAGGAGAGAAGCUAUUUGAAGACAAGUGCAGUUUUGUAGCUAUCCACAUAAACAACAACAAAAAAAUAAAUAGCAAAAUGGCUUUCUAUAAAGAAUAGUGAUUUAUUUUUCAGAAGAAGAAUUAAAUUUUUUUUUUUUAAAUUGAGAGCGAAUGGAGACAAAAGACUGUUUUCGGUGAUACAAACUUCCUCAGUGCCUUCCUCGUCAGGAUUGUGCAUCGAUCCUGUAGUCUGU